UUUCAUAAUGGCUAGUAGGAGAAUUGUUUUUGCGGGUUGACCCAAGACUCAACCGCACCCUUCCGCCACCCACCCAACCCAACACGUGGAGGUAUAUAGGUGGAUUGCGGGUCACAAUUAUUUUAACUCGCUAAUAAGCGAGUGGGUCAAUUUGAAACCAAACUCCACCCAACCCGCACAUUGACCACCUUAGUGCUAAGCAAUAUAAUAAUACAGAGACUCUUUCAUGUUUGCUGUAUCACAUCUAGGGCUGUUAAUGAGUCGAGUCGAGCUUUACCUUGUUCACGUUCGGCUCGUUUAUAAACGAGCAGAGCUCGAGGCCCGACUCGUUUAUAAACGAGCAGAGCUCGAGGCCCGACUCGUUUAUUAACAAGCCGAGUCGAGUCGAACACGAGCCAGCUCAUUUAUUAAAUCUUGACACAUCGUUAAGAUCGAAAGUUCGUCUCGAGCUCAACUCUAAAAUAAUUUAUAAUAUAAAUACCCUGAUAUUUAUAUGUCAUAUGUGAUACAAGUGAUCAUUACCUAAUGUUAUGUCAUAUAUGAGACGUAUUUGCUUACAUAUACUCAAUGUAUUAAACACCAUAUGAGGUGAUAUAUACAAUUUAAUAAUUAUAUGCAUCAUUAACAAACCAACUCAUAAAAUAUAGAUUGAUUUUCUCAUAAAUUGUAGUCGAGUUAGCUCUCUAGUACAAUGUUGGGACAUCUCAUAAGCUCAAAACGAGACAGUUCAUGAGUUUUAUUAAACGAGCCACCUAAUCGAGCUAGUUCACGAGCUUCACGAGCCGAGCAAGGUAAUAAACGAGCCGAGCUUUUUUUUAAUCGAACGAACUUUUAUCGAGUUCGAAACCGAGCCGCUCACUAAUAGCUCGACUCAUUAACAACACUAAUCACAUCUCACACCACAAGACGUGUGUGGAUAGGUAGGAUCGGAUUAGGAUGAGAAUUAGUAAUUUUCAGCGGCCAACACAUUCACGUGUCAUCAUGUUAACAACGAGUUAUCAAGUUUCUGUACCGCUCACAAAGUGGAGAUUGGCCUGAAAUUUGGCGGAUUUGUCCAUUUCAUCUUCCGUAGAUUAGUAUAUUUCCAUUUCGUUUUUAAAAUUUAUCAUCUCGUUGCUUUUGCUUGUAUUUCUCUGACCAAUUUUGAUUGUACCGCUUGGCGGAAGUAAAGUAACUGCUCGCACAGUGCUGCUGGGGCCAGAACGGCAUCGAGUUUAAGCAAACGCUUUUACUUUCGACACGUGCCUCAAGGCCAUUGGUGUUACCUCCCGCUAUCGUCGUCAUCAUCAAUCCUUUUUCUUCUUCCGCUUGUUGAUCGUUCGCCGUCCCUAGGUCACGGGGCGGAUCUAAAACAAAAUUCCAAUCCCCCUCAUUCCGUUCCACCACCAAACGGCCUCCAUUGCCCAUUUUUAUUUUAUAUAGAGGAAAGAAUACAACUUUAUCUUUCUUUGGCCUUUUUAUUCUACUUACUUGCGUGCCAAAUCCGAUUUCCAUUGCUGCGGUGGUUGAGAUCCGGCGAAACAAGUUUCGUCGGGUUUCGUCCUUUUGGCGCCUCUUUGCUCCAGACAAGCAAGGCCCUUUUACUUAAUUGAAGAAAACAGAUCCUCUGCCGAAAAACAAGAUGAAGGGGUCCUGCACACUCGUGGCUUCAAUGAUCGCUGCUUCCACCAUGGCCCUCUCUUCUUCCUCGUCCACGUCGCCAACCUCUGCCAGCGACCGUGACAUCAUGGCUUUACAGCCCAGCGUCAGCCAGGGAUCGGGGGCAUCUUCGGCGCAGGACCGAGAACCAGAGGAGGAGCAGGGGAAAUUUGUUCCUCGAUUCGAUGGGCUGAGGUUCAUAGAGACGCUUGUCACCGCCCACAGAUGAAAUCCUGCUGCGAGGAUGAGGGGUCGAUGAUGGGGUAGAUGAAUGCUUCUAAGUUCUAACCCACCCCGGUGAUGGAUUCCUUUUGUCAGUUUUGUUCGUGGAUGGGAUGGAAGGAAAUUCAUGUAACUGUAUCCUAGAGAGUUUUUAUUUUUAUAUUUAGUAAGGGUUAAUCCUUGGCGAUAUUCCAUUUUGAUUUUUCUGUUGUUGUUCCUGAACGUUCUACUGAUUCUGCUGGUUUAUUUCACGAUUUGCUUUGAUGGGAAGUGGUCGGGUUAGAGGUUCGGCUCUUUCUCUGUUUUUGCCAUGAGAUUAGGCUGGACCUUUAGUGUGUAAUGUGGACAAGAAAAGCCUCUCCAUUCAAUCUUCAGAUAAUGAGAUAAGAGGUGCAUCAUGAUUUUUUUUUUCCUGGAGAUGUUGCCUGCCUCUUUUCUUUUUAGUUAUUGUAUUUAUUUUGCAAAAUUUGCUUGUUUUUACUGGGAAGGAAGAGUGCAGCUCGAGCCUGUAGCCCUUGAAGCUUUGUCAGUGGAUUAAAAGAAGAAGAAGAGAUGAUUGGAAUUCGGUGCACUUGCCUUCGUUUUGUUUGCUUUGUUCAAUUCCGAUGAACAAGGUUAGAGGUGUUAGUAAACGGUAUAUGAUCCACGAUUGAACCUUUCCCAAUAACUCGAGUUAUUGGGACCAACUGGUUUUUGAUAUGGUAUCAGAGCCUUCUGUGAUCGAAAGGUCUUCUGUUCGAAUCUCGAUGACCUCCUAUCUGUUUCUGUUUCUGUUAAGCACAUGGUGUCCGGACCUGUGCCAGUGCAAACUCCAAGCCUAUAUGAGUGGCUUGAGUUUGAGGAGGUGUGUUAGUAAACGGUAUAUGAUUCACGAUUGAACCUCUCCAAAUAACUCGAGUUAUUGGGAUCAACUGGUUCUUGACAAGAGACCAUCUUUCUUUGCGGUUGAGAUCCUUCUUCCAUUUCAAUGAUUCAAUCUCCUUUCCUUCCCUCGAUCGAUUUGAGAUCUCUUGUGUCUGUCAUAAGAUGCUAACUUGCACUAGUCGGAAGUGCAACUAGUUUGUUUGUGUGAAUCUAAAAAUUCAGAUGAAAUCAUCUCAAAGUUGCAAGUUGUAACAGAAUCAGUCCCCUUGUUGAAGGUCGGUUGAUGCAGUUUCAGUUGUUGGGGAUGUGCCUUGCUUUUCACCUUUGGGUUUCCAACGCUGGUUGGAACGGGCUGGGGCCUGGAGGCAAGGCGCAGUUUGGGCCUGGCCUGAUAUUUCGUGCCUGCGUCCAGUUGUCAAAUUGUGGGCUACGACAAAGGAUACCUUCAUCAGUCUAUCCACCACCGGAACAAGACAACACCUUCAACUAGUGGCCGUAGAAGUACAGUUUGGAGGAACAAGACAACGCUUCAACUACCAGUCGUUCGAGAUGUGUGGUUGAGGAUCCUGAAUCCCUUAGGGCGGUCGGUUUUUCGAGCUGUCUACGAUAUUUUUGCCAUUGGCUUUUUAAUUACCCAACUUUUCCUUCAUCCGGGAAUUCGCUCUCUGCCUCUCUCCAGUGCAAAUUGAGCGAGAUUCAUGGUCUGGGAGCUUGCCAUUACUGAUUACAAUGGAUUGGGAACGGAAGCUAACCACUAAAUAAAUGAAUAAAUUGCAUCGCUAGCGAGGCACAAUUCACAAGAAUGAAUGAGCAAAAUACGAGGGGAUGGAUGGUGGCAUAAAAUGAUUAAAUUCAU
This is a messenger RNA of Linum trigynum, 3580 nucleotides long. Lineage: Eukaryota; Viridiplantae; Streptophyta; Magnoliopsida; Malpighiales; Linaceae. The record is from the annotation of a GenBank genome assembly.